AUGCCUCUCUCACGAAGCCCAUCACCAAGUCCUGGCGGCGGGUGGUCGAGUCCCGGUCUGAACAUCCACGGCAGUGGCCGGUCUAGUCCAUCUCGAGGCUUCGGCGCGGACUCCAACGGGGCCGCAUCUGGUGCUUGGGAGUCGACACGCUCUCGCAAUGCUGGGACAAGCAAAUACCCUUCUUUCUCAACGCAAAACCAGGGCUUUUUUACCCGACAUAUGCGCCAGUUAUCGAGCAGCCUGCCUCGCUUCCACAACAACACCAGGCAUGCCGACAAGGAAAAGCAUGGCCACCACUUUGCGGAAGGGACGAAUGCAUCGUGGGCUCUUCUGUAUUACUGGCGGAGAACAUCAUGGCUAGGAGGCGGCGAGAAAUUUGUCAUCAUUUUGGCGGCAAACGUUGGAGGUGGCGUCAUGGAAUGGAAAGGUGCAAGAGAAUGGGCGAUCGAGAGGGAUAGCACGCGAAACAAGAAGCGAUACGCCGCACGUUGGGGCUACGAUCUAGAAAUCGUGGACAUGAGCACGAAGAAGCGCUAUGCGCACGAAUGGCGCGAGAGCUGGGAGAAGGUCGAUUUCAUCCGACAAGCGUUGCGCAAAUAUCCCAAUGCCGAAUGGUUUUGGUGGCUGGAUUUGAACACUUAUGUCAUGGAGCCGUCCUAUUCGCUGCAGGACCACAUAUUCAACAACCUUCAGGACCACAUUUACCGCGACAUCAACGAUUACAAUCCACUGAACAUCCCCCACCCGCUUAAUGAUCCAUACCUGGACACGCUUUCUCGAAACGUGGCCGGUGAUGGGAAGCCGGAUUCGGUCAAUCUCGUCUUAUCGCAGGACUGCUCUGGCUUCAAUCUCGGUUCUUUCUUUAUUCGCAAGAGCGAGUGGACCGAUCGGCUCCUGGAUGUAUGGUGGGAUCCCGUGGCUUAUGAGCAGAAGCAUAUGGACUGGGAGCACAAGGAGCAGGACGCUCUGGAGCAGCUCUAUAUCGCCCAGCCGUGGAUUCGCCAGCACACUGGAUUUUUGCCGCAGCGGAUGAUCAACAGUUUUCCCCAGGGCGCUUGCUCUGAGAACGGCAACAACACGCGUUAUCACUAUGACCAGAAGGACCGCGAUUUUCUGGUCAACAUGGCUGGUUGUGAGUGGGGCCGCGACUGCUGGGGCGAGAUGUACAACUACCGCGAGUUGAGCUACUACCUCAACCGGUCGUGGUGGGAACGAUUUAAGGAGGAUUUCCUCUGCAUCGUUUGGUUCAAGCUCACUGGUCGAAAAGUCAAGCUCUGA
Molecule: messenger RNA, 1278 nt
Organism: Grosmannia clavigera kw1407
Lineage: Eukaryota; Fungi; Ascomycota; Sordariomycetes; Ophiostomatales; Ophiostomataceae
Product: alpha-mannosyltransferase
Exons: 3
Coding region: 1-1278 (425 amino acids)
Biological process (GO): protein N-linked glycosylation
Cellular component (GO): Golgi membrane
Molecular function (GO): glycosyltransferase activity
Source: RefSeq, a predicted model, not a curated record